AUGGCCAUGUACAUGUUAACACCACCGGUGUCAGAUAUUCAGAAUAUAACAAUCGCCAGCCUUCACCCACCAGGCUGGUCCCGGCAAAACACUGGUACCAACGGAAAUACUACAAUAAUCAGACAAAAAUCCCAGCCCCACCGGCUGCAGUGCGUUCCCUGCCCGCUAGGCAGUCAAGCUAACAUAAAAACCCAGCCCCACCGGCUGUAAUGCGUUCCCUGCCCGCUAGGCAGUCAAGCUAACAUAAAAACCCAGCCCCACCGGCUGUAAUGCGUUCCCUGCCCGCUAGGCAGUCAAGCAAACAUAUAAAAUGCGUUCCCUGCCCGCUAGGCAGUCAAGCAAACAUAUAAAAUGCGUUCCCUGCCCGCUAGGCAGUCAAGCAAACAUAUAAAAUGCGUUCCCUGCCCGCUAGGCAGUCAAGCAAACAUAAACUGCGUUCCCUGCCCGCUAGGCAGUCAAGCAAACAUGAACUGCGUUCCCUGCCCGCUAGGCAGUCAAGCAAACAUGUAAAAUGCGUUCCCUGCCCGCUAGGUAGUCAAGCAAACAUAUAAAAUGCGUUCCCUGCCCGCUAGGCAGUCAAGCAAACAUAAACUGCGUUCCCUGCCCGCUAGGCAGUCAAGCAAACAUGUCUUAAGGGUAUAAUAAACACACACACAUAAAUGAAUACAGGAGGCAGAUAGACAAUCGACAGGUUCACUUAAAAAAGGGCGCACCGGAUGAGUUAGUUACCUGUCUCUAGUAGCCUUCUGGAAGCCGGAAGUGGACUCGGAGACAGACCGGCACAAAACAGGAGAAUAACACAGGCAACGGCUGUAUUAUGGAGGUGAUCAGGCUCCGCUUGUCCCACUUUCCGGAGGUCCGCUCCGGUCCGUUGGUUCCGGCCCUCCGAACCGGCUCUCCGGUGGGCCCCACGUUGGGCGCCAAUUGAAGUGGAAAAAUCAAUUAAAGUAUUGAUUAUUUCUUUGUGUAUCUGCCCCUGGCCAAAUCAAUGAAACAAUGCGUGCACGCUCCCUGAAGUAAUUCACACCAGACACAGGUUCUAGGUUGUUGAAUAACUUGAGGAAAGUUUAUUCAGAGGGGACGGCAAGUCCCUUUUAAAGCAAAAUUACAUCAUAUGCAUUGUCAGAGAUAACAUGGAAUAAUACAUCAAUAAUUGGUUAGGUGUUAAGUGGUUGCUCUAAUGCUCUGCCUACUGCAGGUGAUGUCACCGGGACCAUGAGGGUCUCCCACGGUUUCCCGGCGCCAUCUUGUUACACGAGGUAGUUAGUCGAUGUUUAAGAAGGGAGGGGGAGGGGAAGGAGGGGUUAGAAGCUUCUAGCAGCCAUCUUGAUUGAAAUAUGUGUGCUCAGAUUUAUAUGUGAUAUAUAUUGUAGAAUGAGUCAAUAGACAUUUUCUCUAACUAGGAAAUAUGUAUAGACCUUAUUUCCACAACAAUAUAUAUAUGUCAGACAAACUGUAUCGGGGGCUUCCAGGCUCGCAUCCAGUCACAAAAUCGUAAGUUGCGGCUGUCGCACUAAUGGCGCAGCCGAUGACGUCAGGGGGGGUCGACGGGUGCACGCUGUAUAUUUGCAUUUUCGGAUAUUUACAUUACUAUGCAUUCGGUUAAACGUUUGACAAAUCAUUAGAUUUCUCGGUCAUUCGGUAGGUUAUAAUUAUGGCUUGCUUAGGCCGUUCGUUUGCCGAACACUGUAUUAUUUUAGUGAUGGGUUUUCGGUAUUAGGGUGACCUCUGGUGGCUGGAUUGGUUAUAGCAGGUCUUAUUUUUACACAGUUUGUAGUUACAUUUUGAUAUAGUGUUAAUUACAUGUCUGACUGACCUCUGGUGGUCAUAAUAGUUAUGACUUAGUGCUGGGAAUUUUUUUACAUAUGGAUGAUGAUAGUUUACUACUGAUAAUAGGGGUUCUGGUAGGGUUGUAUGGCUUGAUAGGUAUGUGGCACUCAUAUGCUACAUUUGCAAUUUUGAAUAAAUCAGCAGAUGGUUAGAGAUGGAAUAACUUUUCUAUGAGCAUUUUACAUCUCCAGCUCUUAAAGGUCCAAACACGUACACUAUAUGUACCACAGCUAAGAGUAUCAUAUGUCUGCAAUUGUUAUAGGACAUAUAUAUUUAGGUGCUAAUGAAUCUGUUGCAUGUCAGUAAUUGUGGACCUUUUUCAGUCUCAACAGCAUCCACAGUGUGCUGCUACUAUACCAACUUUGCACCUCGUAUAGGUCAGUAAUCACUAGUUAUUAUCCUCUCAUGAUCCCACAAGGGCCGGGUACUUAUGUGUAUUUUCUGUAUUACCAGGUUUAGGCCAUCCUUACUCCUUUGGAGUAUUUGGUUCCAGUCCCCUACGGUUGGAAUAUAUAUCGGUAGGUAUGCUGUUAGCAGGGGGAUAGGAGGGUUGCAUAUUAUCAUAACCCUGGAAACUCACUAUUACUUUCAUAGGUUACUAAAGAACGCCUGUUUCACCUCUUACUACUACCUUGCAAUUUGCUCAUCAGGUACGUCAUGAUUUCUCUGCAAUUUUCCCCAUCCUCCCUACCCUUUCGGGUUCAUAGUACAGGGCUAUACUGGCAUUUAAGAACAGGAGCCUCUAGGUAAGUUUUCUGGCCUUCUAAGCCUUACGUUAGUGGUCCCGCGAGGCCAACACCCAUCCUCAUUUCUGAGGUACGACUCUCUUGGUUGCAUAGAGAGGGCCUCACUUGUCACUCCCAUUCUGUCUUAUGCUUUCACAAGUCACAGAGAGGCCAUCACCCCGCCAUAAUGUCAAUGGCCACGUACUCCACACAAGCCAAAUCAUAGAUAGUGCCUCUCAAAGCCGUUUGACAAUUAGCAGGGCCUCACCCGUCACGUUAUUACGUAAUAGUUUCGCCACUUGUCAUUAGUUACAUCAGCCAGUCGGGUAGUACCCAAGUUAACAUGUUAUUUUGUUUUGUAGCAUGUCACAACUACCUAAAGGCGUGGAAGAUUUGUCCAUUCCCAGUACACCGGCUAGAUCAGUCUCUCCUUCCCGGGGUGAUGACACGGCAAGCCCUGCAUCACUUAGGGCAUGGACCAUUCCUAGGAUCACUGCCAAACUGAGGAAAAGGAACAUUCCCUUUCCUGCUACGGCUAGGAAAGCCGAAUUAUAUAGACCGUUGAAUACUCAGACUGAUAAUUCGGGGGCGGGUGAAGGGUCUAGUGGUAGCCAGUCGGCUGAUCUACAUACUGUUUUAUCUUCAGUCCUGACUUCCUUGGGCCGUAUUACAGCCAAAUUUGAUAAGAUGGAUGCAGAUAGCCAGCAACGGUCACCCUCAGAACUAGGGCAUCCGGUUGCUACGGUUCGCCCAGACCACCUAACGGGUAAUAUUCCAACUAGUAUGAAAGACCCGCAUAUUAUUAACCCGGCACACAUGGUGCCUGCUAGCAUCAAGAAGGACAUCUUGGAAGGAAAGGAUAUCAAUCUGGUAUCACUUCUCAUUGCUUCUCAAGAUGUCCUUGAAAAUAAAACUUAUGCUUAUGGGGACGUGUCUGUAGUGUUAAAAUCUAGGGACCCUAGAUUGAAUCGCAAGCUAUCCAUACCCGAAUUUGUGUUGGCUUUCGGGAUCUAUAGAGACGUGAUAUGCUCCGUAUAUCCAGAUAGGAGGGAAGAGUUGGAUCUCUAUCUCCACAAGCUGGUGGAUUUGGGGCACAAGUACGGUGGCACGUCUUUUUACGACUACCACCGUGCAUUUUCCGCAAAGGCUUCGGCUGCUCUAUCCCAGUUUAAUUAUCAAACUGAUUGGGGGGUGCUUGAUACGGAGCUUUUUUGCUGACACUUUGCGGGCCUCAAAACCCCAGCUUGUGCCAUUUGUGCGUCCGACUCCCACACGGCCAAUUUGUGCCCUAACUCCCCAGAGGUGAAUGCUCUAUUCCCCCCUACAAAUAUGAUGCCCACUGGGAGAACAGGCAAGGUACUGAAGGAUAAACUGGGACGUGAUAGUGUUUUUGGGAAAAUCUCAAAUUUGUAAUAAUUUUAACACAGGCACUUGUGGCUACAGUGCUUGCAGACUACUGCAUUUCUGCUUCAGGGCUCACUCUAAGGUCAUGCGUCCGAAUAAUAUAUCCCAAGCAGUACCUUUGUCUCUUAAUGUCUCCCUGCUGAAAGAGUUAUUGUGUGAUCACCCAUCUCAACAUCUCGUAGAUUUUCUGGUGGCAGGGUUCGUUUUGGGGUUUCACACUGGUAUUGUGCAUAUGCCUACUGAGAUCCUAGAAUGUAAGAACUUGCAGACGGCCCAAGCAGCUCCAGACACAAUUGACGUACUUCUACAGAAAGAAAUUAAUCAAGGGUUUCUAAUUGGCCCUUUCGACUCCCCGCCUUUCGCGGUUUGGAGAACUAACCCCAUAGGACUUGUCACAAGUAAAUCCUCCAAUAAGCAAAGGUUGAUUCUGGACCUCUCUGCUCCCCACGCUUCACCUACCCCAAGUCUUAAUUCGCUUAUUCCAUCUGAGGAAUUUUCUCUCCAAUAUGCAACCAUAGACCAUGCCAUCACGGCCAUCCUCUCGGCGUGAGUGGGGGCAUGGCUUAGUAAAAUGGACAUAGUGAAUGCACUUAAGUUACUCCCUAUCCAUCCGUCCCUGUGGCAUUUACAUGGUGUUAAGUGGCAUGAUUUAUAUUAUUUUUUUCACGCGUCUCACGUUUGGGUCUAAGAGCAGCCCCAGGAUUUUUUAUAUAUUUGCUGAGACGUUGUGCUGGAUGCUGCUUAACAUAUUUAAAUGCCCUACCGUUAUCCAUUAUCUAGAUGAUUUUUUGUCCGUAGAAAGUAACCUCUUACCUCCCAGUAGCCUCCUUUCUACAAAACGACUGUUCUCACAACUUGAAGUACCUAUUUCACCCACAAAGACUGAAGGUCCGGAUACGAUCAUUAACUUCUUGGGGGUGGUGCUGGACUCUGUGCAUAUGUAGGCUAGCCUCCCCAGGGAAAAGAUUGAACGCAUCCUUUCAGCCAUUGACCAUUACCUAGCAGGUGGUUCUUGUAAUAGAAAGGAGUUGCAAUCCCUGUUGGGUUCACUUAAUUUUGCAAUGAAAAUUAUACCACAAGGGAGAGCAUUUAUAUCACGAUUGCUGAGCUUAUUUCCCCUAUUACAAACUGAUUCCUCACGCAUUACAUUAGACAUUCAUGCUACCGCUGACCUACGCAUGUGGAGGGAAUUUUUGUUGCACUGGAAUGGAAAAAGCAUUUUCAUUCCAGUAUGGACGAAUAAGUCAGUGUCUGUAUGGACAGAUGCAGCAGCCACUUCGGGAUUUGCCGCAAUUUUUGGCAAUGAAUGGAUGUGGGGUAUAUGGCCGGAGGAAAUUAAUGAGAUUCCUGAGUUUAAAGACACCUCGGCGUUAUUUGAGCUGUACCCGAUCGUGACAGCAGCAGUUAAAUGGGGUGCUUGCUGGUCUGGGAAUAAGGUGCGUUGCUUCUCAGACAACAUGGCAACAUGCCAUAUUGUAAACAAGGGACGUUCCACUUCCCUGGCCAUCAUGCGAUUUAUGAGGACUCUCACAUGGCUAGCUGUAAAACACAGUUUCUUCUUAACGUGCAUAAAUGUUCCUGGGGUUCUGAAUAUCGCUGCUGAUCAUUUAUAGCGGUCUCGAUUUCAGGAGUUCUGGGCGGCACUACCAACAGCUACCCUGAUACCAGCUCCAGCGCCGCAGUGGCAGGAGAUGGUUUGGGACUAAAGGAACUACUCACUCACGGACAGCAACUCUCUCAAAUGGGUCUUUCGGUUAACACCAGGAAGGCAUACGGCAGGGCCUUUCAUAUCUUUAAUAAGUUUCUGCUUGACUACAAGAUUUUCCAUGGAACAAUGAUUGCAUUCAUUUCCUUUUGCCACCUUCACCUAACACUAUCAUUCAACACUAUUAAGUUAUACAUCACCGGUAUUCAACAUCACAUCCUCACUACUUGGCCUAAUAAACAACACUUUCUGUCAUCUUACCAAGUUAAAGCUAUACUUAAAGGUAUCAAGGACUCCACCCCUACACCCACACCAUCCAGAUUACCCAUCCACGAUCUCCUGUUCCAGUCUCUGUCAAACCUGUUAGACACUUCACCAUUUGAAACUCACACUAAUCAGGUAAUUAAAACAGCCAUCUAUUUAGCUUUUUACGGUUUCCUUCGGCCCAAAGAAUUUACCACCUCUAACUACUGCACCCCCAACUUUAUCACACGGUCAAACCUGGUAAAAGCACACAAUCGCUAUUUACUGUCCCUACACCAUACGAAAACAAGUACCAAGGGUCAGAUGGUCACUAUUACCUACUAUCCCACUGGUAAUAGAUGGUGCCCCGUGGAAGUGUUCGAUCAAUACCUCUCCUCCUUUCCCUCGGCUCCAACCCAACCACUGUUAGCCUUACACGGGAAUACGCUCACUACGAGCAAAUUCAUGCUCUAUGUAAGGAUGUUGUUGGUUCGGUUAGGCUUGAACCCAGCCGAAUAUUCCGGUCAUUCAUUUAGAAUAUUAGCAGCUACUACCGCUUCUAAAAGGAAUAUUCCAGCUCACAUCAUUAAGAUAUUAGGCCGAUGGAAGUCCACGGCUUACCCCAGAUACAUUCCUCAGCCGGUACAAGAGGUGCACCGUACAUUUAAAAAUAUGAUUAUGUGAUAUCCUAUGUUGUAUUGUAUGCUGAAUAAACUGGUUACACCUUUUUGCCCUCUUUUAUUUCAGGCCUACUACCUCGUCAGUUACGGCACACCAUAACUGACUUGUUCCAUGCACUGUUUGUUUUAUGUUACUCAUUCUACGGCUUUAUGCCCUGACCACAAAUGGAAGGCAGGGCCUGAAGUUGUGGGAGGGGCUUGGUUCCCCUUCUUAAGGAGCACCAGCCCUUCCCUCAGUAUCAUCUUAGGUCUGGUGAUUUCUCCCACCAACCACACCUCCUUUUAUAAAUAGUUCAUAAGGUAGGCCCUCUUUUAUUUCAGGCCUACUACCUCGUCAGUUACAGCACACCACAACUGACUUGUUCCAUGCACUGUUUGUUUUAUGCUACUCAUUCUACGGCUUUAUGCCCUGACCACAAAUAUAUAUAUAUUAAUUCUACAUAUAUAUUUAUGUAAUAUUUUUACAUAAUGAAGUCAUUUUACUGAUUACAAUUUGCAGGACCUGACUGAUAACCCAGGCAGAAAUUCCAGAGAAUUUAAUUUGCUAGCACUAUAUGUAACCCUGUAACUUUCCAAAACACAAUAAAACCUGUACAUUUGGGGUACUGUUUUACUCGGGAGACUUCUCUGAACACAAAUAUUAGUUUUUCAAAACAGUAAAAUGUAUUACAACGAUGAUAUCAGUGAAAGUGACUUAUUUGCAUUCUUCACACACAAACGACAUUUAUAACGAUAUAAUUGUUGUGGUACAUUUUACGGUUUUGAAACACUAAUAUUUGUGUUCAGCAAAGUCUCCUGAGUAUAACAGCACCCCUCAUGUACAGGUUUUAUGGUGUUUUCAAAAGUUACAAAGUCAAAUAUAAGGCUUGUGUUUCAGUUUUUUCACAUUUAAAUUCAACAGAUUGGUUAUGUUGCCUUUGAGACCGUAUGGUAGCCCAGGAAUAAUGAUGACAUACCAUUUGCAAUAGUAGACAACCAAAGGUGUUGCAAAUGGGGUAUGUCCAGUCUUAUUUAGAAGCCACUUAGUCACAAACACUGUCCAAAAUUGGUGUUCAAAUUAGUUUUUUGCAUUUGUCACACACAAAUAUUAACACUAACUUUUGCCAGUGUUUGUGACCAAGUGGCUACUAAAAAAGACUGCACAUACCCCAUUUGCAAUACCUUGGGUUGUCUACUAUUGCAAAUGGUAUGCCAUCAUGAAGGUAAUUCUCAUUCCUGGGCUACCAUACGGUCUCAAAGGCAACGUAACCGAUCUGGCGAAUUUCAAUGUGAAAAAACUGAAAAAUGUAACAUGCAAGAUUUCAUCCUGUAACUUACCAAAAUACCAUAAAACCUGUACAUAGCGGGUACUGUUUUACAUGUGAGACAUUUCUGAAUACAAAUAUGUGUAUUUUAUUGCAGUAAAAGCAAACAGUCUUAUGACAUUUACAGUUAAAAUGUCAUGUAGAAAUAAAUAAAUAACAUUUCUUAUUUUCUCCCAUUUUUUAAAUAUUUUAUUCAUAUUAAAUUAUGUUUCAUACCUAAAUAUUUGAUGUUAAAUGAAAGCGCUGUUACCCCUGAAUAAAAUGAUAUAUAAUAAGUGUGGGUGCACUUAAAGGACCACUCUAGGCACCCAGACCACUUCAGCUUAAUGAAGUGGUCUGGGUGCCAGGUCCAGCUAGGGUUAACCCAUUUUUUUAUGUUUAUGAAUGGGUUAAGCCUUCCCCCAUUCCCUCUAGCGGCUGUCUCAUUGACAGCCGCUAGAGGCGCUUGCGUGCAUCACACUGUGAUUUUCACAGUGAGAGCACGCAAGCGUCCAUAGGAAAGCAUUGAUAAUGCUUUCCUAUGCGACCGGCUGAAUGCACGCGCAGCUCUUGCCAUGCGUGCGCAUUCAGCUGACGGGGCGGAAUGGAGGAGGAGAGAAGGAGGAGAGCUCUCCGCCCAGCGCUGGAAAAGGGUAAGUUUAAACCCCUUUCCCCUUUCCAGAGCCGGCGGCAGGGGGUCCCUGAGGGUGGGGAGACCCUCAGGGCACUAUAGUGCCAGGAAAACGAGUAUGUUUUCCUGGUACUAUAGUGGUCCUUUAAUAUGAAAGAGGUGAAUUACGGUUGAACAGACAUGUAGUCCAAUUCCAGACUUUGUUUACGUUUUGUUUUGAUCACAACGUGUACAUUUGGCUCAGUCCUUAAGGGGUUAAACUACUAUUUUUUAAAUUAUGUAAUAUACACUAUUGUUCAUUCACUAGUUCACUUCAGUGCUUAACCUCGUGCCAUUUUUCUUUCUUUCUAUUCUACACAGGAUUCCAUAUCUCGGCAGAAAUAUGCUUUGGCAGCUAUUUUCCACUCUGCUACAAUGCUGCCGGAGGUCAAUGAUCUUGUCCAGUUUGAGAUCAGUGUAGGGAACUAUGGAAAUAAAUUUGAUGGCACCUGUAAACCUUUGUCAUCCACAACCCAAUACAGACAGCCCAUGUUUGAUGGUAAAUAA
Pelobates cultripes (western spadefoot toad) is the source of this 9047-nucleotide messenger RNA. The record is from the annotation of a GenBank genome assembly. NCBI's taxonomy places the organism in Eukaryota, Metazoa, Chordata, Amphibia, Anura, Pelobatidae.